Lotus japonicus is the source of this 1388-nucleotide messenger RNA. Its product is annotated as inositol-phosphate phosphatase-like. NCBI's taxonomy places the organism in Eukaryota, Viridiplantae, Streptophyta, Magnoliopsida, Fabales, Fabaceae. The record is from RefSeq and is a predicted model, not a curated record. The transcript is spliced from 12 exons. Gene Ontology annotation, biological process: phosphatidylinositol phosphate biosynthetic process; signal transduction; inositol metabolic process. The coding region runs from base 136 to 951 and encodes 271 amino acids. Gene Ontology annotation, molecular function: inositol monophosphate 1-phosphatase activity.
AUUAAAAUAAAAUCAGCGCUCCCUUUGGCAUUACGAACAUGCUGCAAUCCAUAUGCUAGUGCGCGAAAGUCACGAAGAAAGCACAGCCUCUACCAUCUCAUCACGUUCUUCAGCACCUUCCUUUCUCUCACAACAAUGGCGGUUGACGAAGAAUCAAAAAAGGCAUUCCUCGCAUCUGCCAUCGACGCUGCUCAGAAAGCUGGUGAGCUUAUUCGAAAAGGGUUCUACCAGACAAAACACGUUGAGCACAAAGGAGUGGUUGAUUUGGUCACUGAAACUGAUAAAGCAUGUGAAGAACUCAUCUUUACUCAGCUCAAGCAGCAAUACCCGACUCACAAGUUCAUUGGGGAGGAAACUACAGCUGCUUUUGGCACUACAGAACUUACAGAUGAUCCCACAUGGAUUGUUGAUCCCCUGGAUGGAACUACUAACUUUGUGCAUGGGUUCCCCUUUGUUUGUGUCUCCAUUGGUCUUACAAUUGGAAAAACUCCUGAAGUUGGUGUUGUGUACAAUCCGAUAAUGAAUGAGCUGUUCACUGGUGUCCGUGGACAAGGUGCCUUUUUGAAUGGGAACCCUAUAAAAGUAUCAUCACAGACUGAACUAAUGAGCUCUCUUCUUGCAACUGAGGCUGGAACUAAGCGUGACAAGAUAACUCUAGAUGCGUCAACCGAUAGGAUCAAUAGCUUGCUUUUCAAGGUGAGAUCUCUUCGAAUGAGUGGCUCCUGUGCUCUGAAUCUUUGCGGAAUUGCAUGUGGAAGGCUAGAUGUAUUCUUUGAAGUUGGCUUUGGUGGCCCAUGGGAUGUAGCAGGUGGUGCUGUCAUUGUUAGAGAAGCUGGAGGUGUUGUAUUUGAUCCGUCUGGUGCAGAUUUUGACAUAACAGCUCAGAGAGUAGCUGCUUCAAACCCCUUCGUGAAGGAUGCAUUUGUUGAUGCCCUUCGCGACAUGGUGUGAAAAAUUUAGUGUUAAUGAAUGUCCUGGAGAAAUUGCCUUUAGUCCUUCCCUGUUGCCAUUUAGCUUCUCAAAUAAUAAAAUUCAGCUUGGGGAUAAAAUGUACCUGGUAGAAAUGCUUGAGAAUUUUUAUAAUUCUUGUGUGAAUUUCCAAACAAAGUAGUCAAUGAUGAUCAUUUUAAAUCAUCUCAAGAAGUGCAUCCUAUUAUAAAAUCCCUUGUUUGUCGCCAAAUUAUUACUAGCAUGUAAUGUGUCCUCUAAUUCUCAAACAAGUGUCUAAAGUGAACUGAAUGAUGCUCCAACUCGCUGUAGUUUAUGAAAAAAAUCCCCUUCAUAAAGCGAGAAAGUAAUGAUGGAAUCAUUCUUAGAUAUUUAUGAGUUAGUAUUGCAAUGUAUUUUAAAAUAUAUCCAUUGUUUAAUGUUGUCUUACUCGUUGUUGA